This is a messenger RNA of Gigantopelta aegis, 866 nucleotides long. Its product is annotated as electron transfer flavoprotein beta subunit lysine methyltransferase-like. Gene Ontology annotation, biological process: peptidyl-lysine trimethylation. Gene Ontology annotation, molecular function: protein-lysine N-methyltransferase activity. Lineage: Eukaryota; Metazoa; Mollusca; Gastropoda; Neomphalida; Peltospiridae. The record is from RefSeq and is a predicted model, not a curated record. Bases 81 to 860 code for a protein of 259 amino acids. Gene Ontology annotation, cellular component: mitochondrial matrix. The transcript is spliced from 4 exons.
UUGUUUAUGCGUCGCUUGCAAAUAGACGCCUAUACAGAAAGGUCCGCCUCGUGAAUUCAGAUACAGCUGGAGAUGACAGAAUGAAAAUUUGUUGGUCGUCAAAUGGCAGAUUAAGAACCAAAUAUUUGUUAAAUUUUAAGAAAAUAUCAGCAAGAAUUCCAAAUUCUAUCAUUUCACAAAGAAAAAAACAUGUUGAGGUUUUUUCUGAAGGUGAUUACAUCAGAAAACUUAUAGUGCAAAACACUGAGAUUAGCGACAAUCACAUGACACCAGAAUUGAAACUUCAUUUGAUAACUCCCAAGUGUAAGCUGUGGUGGAGUAAGGGAGACAACUCUCCAUUCUGUGAUCCUUACUGGGCGUUUUAUUGGUCAGGAGGUCAGGUUAUUAGCAGGUACAUUCUGGACCACCCCAGUCAGUUUCUAGACAAGUGUGUGUUGGAUGUUGGAGCAGGAUGUGGAGCGUCGGCCAUUGCUGCUGCCAAGACUGGAGCUAAAACAGCAAUAUCUAAUGAUGUAGAUGAAGUUGCAGGUAUUGCAGCCAAAAUGAAUGCCAAGUUAAAUGACGUCUCUGUUCAGAUCGACACAUGCAAUUUGAUAGGUCAGACUGGUAGAGGAUGGGAUGUCGUACUUCUAGGCGACAUGUUCUAUGAUGCAUCAUUUGCCGAUACUGUUAUCCAGUGGGUGACAACACUGAUGAAAAACAAUACAGAGAUUCUUAUUGGUGAUCCUGGAAGACUGCCACUUCUGACUCAUCCAGUGAAAAACACUCUUACAAAAGUUGCUGAAUACAAGUUACCAUAUGAACUUGCAAGAGAAAACAAUGGAUUUACUACAGGCACAGUUUGGACAAUAAAGAGAUGAUUAAAA